Scatophagus argus is the source of this 3367-nucleotide messenger RNA. It is a transcript of the gene nol9, whose product is annotated as nucleolar protein 9. The transcript has 13 exons. The record is from RefSeq and is a predicted model, not a curated record. Gene Ontology annotation, biological process: cleavage in ITS2 between 5.8S rRNA and LSU-rRNA of tricistronic rRNA transcript (SSU-rRNA, 5.8S rRNA, LSU-rRNA). Bases 231 to 2333 code for a protein of 700 amino acids. Gene Ontology annotation, cellular component: nucleus. Gene Ontology annotation, molecular function: polynucleotide 5'-hydroxyl-kinase activity. Lineage: Eukaryota; Metazoa; Chordata; Actinopteri; Scatophagidae.
UGUUUGUGGCUCACACAUGUUAGCUAGCCUGCUAGCACGGGAGUAUUAACAGUUGAUCUGUUCCCUGGACUCACUUUAGUCAAUUAUAAGCACAGUUCUUUCAGUAAAUUUAUAAUCUACAGUAUUAUCUAAAUCUCUACAGUUCCACAUUAUUUACUCAGAAGCGGGGGGUCCCCCCCCCCCUUUGUUUGUCAUCGCCACCCACAUGAAUAACUAUUGAUCACAGAAUCAUGAAGGUGAAGAAACCCUCAAAGGUCAAGGGCCAUGCUAAAUCUCAGAAGUGGAAGGAUGUCAGGGGAAAACGGUGCAGGCCUCCCAUCAAUUCCUCAGAGCUCAACUCAAGUCCUGUCAUGGCCAGGGUGAUCAAAGAGCACCAGGUGUCCGUGAAGAAAAAACCCACCGUCAAGAGAUUGAAGAAUAAGGCAAAGCUGGUCUCUGACUCCAAGAAAACUCCUCAGCCUGAACUGAAGAAGUCUCACACGCAGGCUAAUGGAAGUUCAGCGUUUACGGUAGACAGUGAAUCAGAUGACUUGGAGGAAUGGAGGGAAUAUUCAAAGUCCGUCCUUGGGAACGGAAUGGAAACCUCAGGUGACAUGGAAGAUGUAAGGCCAGGUAGACUGGAGGGAAAGUCCCUCCAUCACUGUGCAGAGAGAAAUGAUCAACAAAACCAUGCAGUACUUGUCAUGCAGAAGAAUCAGUCCCUGUGUUUCCGUGGAAAGUGCUUUUUGACCUGUCUGUAUGGUCGGGUAGAAGUGAUGGGCUUCACCAUUGAAGAAGGCCAGGAGUCAUAUCCACUCUUUUCCCCAGCCUCACACUGUCCGCUGACCAUUAGGGCACUGGAAAGCUCUGAUCGCACCAGAGAUGCAAGAACGGAGGCUUCACCCAUCCUGCAAAAGUAUCUGACCUCGGCAUCAAGGAAGAGGUUGGUUAAAAACAUUAUGUCAGACUCGUCCAUCAUCCUGCUGGAGCCCAUGGAGACGCCUCUGACACGGUUUCUGUCAAGCUUCACUGAUCUCAGUGAACUGUUCAGCCCUCCGAUGAGUGAACUCAUGUCAGCUGUUCUUGACACUCCACUUAAUGGUCUGGGUAUGAUUCCCCUAGUCAGCACCGUGGAGGGCCUGAAUAUGUCAAAAAGUUACAGAGAUGCUCUCAAUGCGGUGGUUGGUGCCUGCAGAGGGGACAUGGAUGGCUGUCCAGUUAUCUUCGUAUGUGGUACCAAGAACGUGGGCAAGUCGACUUUUAUCCGGGUCCUCAUCAAUACUUUACUGAACCACACAACUAGUGUAGAUUAUUUCGAAGGCGACCUCGGGCAAACAGAGUUCACCCCUGCUGGUUGCUUGUCUUUGUUGACUGUCACAGAACCGCUUCUGGGUCCUCCUUUCACACAUCAGUGCACACCAGAGCACAUGAUCUAUUAUGGUCAGACGUCAUGCGAGCCGGACUUGGACCGCUACCUAGAAUCCCUUAAGUCCUUGUGGCGCAGGCGCCCCCUGAGCAGGGAGACCCCCGUAAUUAUCAACACUAUGGGCUGGGUCAAAGGAUUUGGAUUUCAGCUGCUGGUGGACAUGAUCCGCUUCUUCCCAGUCUCACAUGUCAUCCAGCUGAGUCAUAGUGGCAUCACCCAGUGUGCCGCACUCACUGCAGAGUAUCUGAGGACAGCGCAGGGCUACCAGACGCACCCACCUGCCCAGACCGCUCUGGAUGAGUUCACCGAGAGCCACAGUCCACCCAGAAGCUACGCUCACCUUAAUGUACAGGCAGAGUUUCGGGGAGUGGGCCGUCAAGGAACAUCGAAACACCAGCGCAGUAAUGAGCACAGAGAGCUGUCAUUGCUGGCCUACUUGAGUCAGCUGCAGUCUCCUGACCCGGGACCAGUUAGACCGUUACACAGCCUCACCCCGUACCAGGUGCCCCAUUCAGCAGUGGCUUUAGGUGUGAUCCAUUGUGAGGUUGAGCCCAGUCACAUGUUUUAUGCUGCCAAUGCCAGUCUGGUGGGACUCUGCUGCCUGGCAGAGAAAGUAACAAGCAGAGGAGGCCCAGUCCUGCUGUCGCAGGCACCCAUCUGCCCAUGUGUGGGUUUCGGUGUGCUUCGAGGCGUCGAUAUGGACCGAGGUCUGUACUUCCUGCUGACUCCUGUUGAUCCCUCCAUCCUUCGUAAGGUCAACUGUCUCCUCCUGGGAGCAAUAUCGCUGCCUUCCUGCAUCCUCACGUCACAGCCUGGCUUUGAAGGAGAGAUGCCCUAUGUCACCACAGACUACAGUUUUGAUCUCACUGGUGCAGGAAAGCUGCGAGUCUUCAAGGGAAUGACGAGACCCAGUCAGAUGGGGAUGUAAAGACAUUUCCUGCACCCCGUCGGUUUAUUGUCUUUUACACUUCUUGACUCGUGUCUCAUUUUGAACCAGUCAGCGUUGGCCUUUGAAUGUACAGAGCGGAGGUUGAACCAGACUGCUUUUCAUUUCGAGAGUCAGUCUGACAGCAGCCAGGAUCAUAGACUGCAGGAGGAGAUGGCUGACUUACUCUCUGAACCUCCUUGGUGUUCUCACCAGGUCCUACAACAUUCGACUGUUCACAUAUGUCAUGCUGCUGUGAAGGAGUUUUGAGUUUCUGUGUUUUCUGCAACAAGGACCAUAAUAUCACACUUUGUAGUUGAAACUCUUGUUUGGUGUAUCAUCUUUUAUGGGUGAAAUUCCAGCUGCAAAUGAAUACAAAAACCUGACAGAUUAAAGGAAAAACAACUUUUGCUCAGAUGUUCUUGCUUUCAUGUAUUCCUUGUUCAUUUGUUAAAUUUUAUACAUCCAUGUAGAUUUCAAUACCAUUUAAUGUCAGUGUAUCACAGUAUGCAGUGCAGGCCCUGCUUCAGAUUGUAUUAUUGGAGAAAAUUUCCACUGCCAGCUUUUUGUGUUGAUGUGUUCAUACAACAUUCAAGUAAAGAAGAAGGACUGAGUUAAUGAGGGAUUUUCAAAUGACAGCCAGUCUGUUGGAUUUACAAAAGAAAGAAACCCAUUUUGUCAGUAUUGUGUUUUUCUGUCAGUCAAAUGUUUUACUGAAACUGCUCUAUUUUUAUUGUUGGCUCGUUCUGCAUUUACUGUUGUACAUUUGGUAAUGUGUUAAAGGGACACAGUAGUGCUCCUGCAUUUGCAGGUCACUCAAGAUGUUUUGUAAAUGCAACAUGUUUACGAUUUCUCUCAGCCUUUGUAGGACAUAAAAGACAACAUUUAACACUGUUUUGUUUCUUGGUGCUACCUUUUGGACCUCAAGGGGGCAGUAAAUGUAUUUGAGAUUUUUCUCUGAAUGACAGCAGAUGUUCACUUAGAAAAAGUCUCAAGGGCAAGAAAACUGCAAUAAACUAUCAAGACCUGGCUUGUAA